Nanorana parkeri is the source of this 2001-nucleotide messenger RNA. Its product is annotated as zinc metalloproteinase-disintegrin-like crotastatin. Lineage: Eukaryota; Metazoa; Chordata; Amphibia; Anura; Dicroglossidae. Gene Ontology annotation, cellular component: plasma membrane. The coding region runs from base 1 to 2001 and encodes 666 amino acids. The transcript is spliced from 18 exons. The record is from RefSeq and is a predicted model, not a curated record. Gene Ontology annotation, biological process: proteolysis. Gene Ontology annotation, molecular function: metalloendopeptidase activity.
AUGUCUCCAUUGGUGAUGCUCAUCCUCCAGGUCUUAGUUGCAGAUCUACAUGCCCUGCCUUCAGGACAGACGUAUGAAACUGUUGUUCCACGGCGAAUUCAUGCCGAGUACAAAAGAGACGCUCAGGACAAAUACCCACAUGUGGCUACAUAUGAAUUACACAUUGAAGGAAAGCCUCUGGUUCUACACCUGGAGAGGAAUGAGGACCUGAUAGCUGAUAAUUACAAAGAGACAAGUUACCAUCAGGAUGACACACCGAUAAUGAGUAGCCCUAACAAGAAGAUAAAGGAUCACUGUCACUAUCAGGGCUAUGUGGAGAAUGACAGCCAAUCAGUGGCCAGCAUUAGCACCUGCUCUGGGAUAAGCGGGGUUAUCAUGACACAAGGCAGGAGGUUGCUAAUUGAGCCCCAAGACCUGACAAGUGAAGAACAUGUUGUAUAUGAAGAGAAAGAGCCCCCCAAAACCUGUGGAACGCUUAGUGAACCUUGGGAGGAAUUUUUGUUGGCUCAAGAGGUGUUACCUGCUUUGGAUAAUAAGGAAGAAAUUGACAAACUUCAGAAUUCAUGGAAGUAUAUAGAAAUGUAUAUGGUUGCUGAUAAAUCAUUGUUUGACAAAUUUAAACAAAAUGCCACAGCUGUGAAAAACAGAAUAUAUGAAGUUACUAAUUACAUGAACAUGGUGUUCAAGGCGAUAAACGUUUCUGUGGUUCUUGUUGGGCUUGAGAUCUGGGAAACAAAGAACCAGAUGGAAGUGAACUCCUCAAUGGGGAAAUCUUUAAAUAACUUCAGUAAAUGGAGGAAGGAAAUGUUAUUGCCUAGAUUAGCGCAUGACAAUGCUUAUCUCUUUUCGGCUAUAGACUUUGAUGGUGUUACAGUUGGAUUGGCACAUAUCGGGGUUAUGUGCAAUGAACAAUAUUCUGCUGGAGUUGUCCAGCAUGCCUCUCUUACCCAUGCAGCUCUCUAUUCGGCAGUAGUUCUGUGUGAUGAGGGGUCCAGAAUACCCGCGCUUCCCACUCAUUGGCUGCUGCGCCGGCUGGAUCAUACUUCUCGCUGCACCCAGAACAAGGACUUCACUAAGUCAUCAGCCGCUGUUGGAGCCACAUUUGUCCACGAGAUUUCCCACAACUUGGGAGUGAAUCAUGAUAACGCAAACUGCUCGUGUUCCUCAUUGACUUGCAUAAUGUCGCCGUAUGUCGGUUCUCCCAUCCCUUAUACAUUUAGUAAAUGCAGCCUGGACCAGUUCAAGACUUUCCUGAUGACCAAGGUGCCCACGUGUCUGUUGAAUGAACCCAAUAAAAAGACCAGUAUGGCCCCACCAGUGUGCGGAAACCACUUUGUGGAGAUGGGAGAGCAGUGUGACUGUGGAACUGAACAGGAAUGCACCAAUCCCUGCUGUGAUGCCCUCACAUGUAAUCUGAAAGCAGGAGCUGUCUGUGCAGAUGGGGAAUGCUGUGAGAAAUGUCAGAUGAAAAAAGAGGGAAGCGUGUGCCGACUCAGCCUUCAUGACUGUGACCUUCCGGACAAGUGUGAUGGGAAAUCCAAUCUCUGCCUCGAUCUUUUUAAAAAAGACGGAGCUUCUUGUAUGAAUGGCCAAGGUUAUUGUCUUCAUGGAAAGUGUCCGACGCUGGCAAACCAGUGCACUGCCCUGUGGGGUUCAGGUGCUCUUGUAGCUGCUGAUACCUGCUUUAAUGUAAACAUGAGAGGCGCAAACUAUGGAUACUGUACCCAGUUGGGGGGAAAAUUUCAACCAUGUCUUCCUCAAUCUGCUACAGGGGAGUGUGCACAAGCAAAAACACUGCAUAUGAUUCACUUGACUGUUUUGGUGAAUGCGCAGGCCAUGUGUUUCUCCACUCGUGGGCACGCUGAGCGCCGCGCACGAGCGGGGGGAGGGGAAGGAUGCCCACCCGCUCCUAUAUGGUUCCCGUCUGGCCGUUUACCUACGGCCAGCGGACAGGAGGUGGUUAAGGAUCAUCAUCACCGCAACCCCCACCAGCUGGUAUAA